Molecule: messenger RNA, 2556 nt
Organism: Symbiodinium sp. CCMP2592
Lineage: Eukaryota; Dinophyceae; Suessiales; Symbiodiniaceae
Source: the annotation of a GenBank genome assembly
AUGGAACCGUCUCGGCCCAAGUUUACUGCUCUGUCGGCUGGUUUCUUGGUUGAACUGUUUUUGGGCUCCUCCCACUUUCUUUUGGGCUCCUUACACUUGCCAUAUCAACAGAGGAAUGAUGCCACUGAAGUUUGGCUGGACACUUUCGAAAGUUUCACUCUCGCACUGUCUUCCUUGCCUCCUUGCUGCACUGUUUUUGUUGGGGCUGACCUCAACCAACCUCUUUAUGUCGAUGUGGACUCCUUUCCUCCCGUUGCGCAACUCAGACUUCUCGCUGCUCGUUUUAUGUUGCGCUUCUCGGAUGAUGUGGGGGCCACCUGGCACGCACGGGGACUGGAAGCCCCCAUUGAUUUCAUCCUUUUCCGUCACCCCGGUAUGCUGGGGACCACCACCAAGCGUGACGAUCUCAGACUCGCUUUACCCUCGGAUCAUGACAUGAUUCAGGUGCACUUCUCGUUUUGUCGUAAAGCCCAGGGGAGAGUACGCUCUUCCUCCAACUGUGGUAGGUGGUGCUUUUCUCCGGAGAAGUGGGCGGCACAAUUUGAGGCGCUGCCCGAGGACCAUUCUGUCGAAGAUCUGGGGCGGGCAUUUGCUGAGGUCCGUUACCGCCAGCUUUCACUGAGGUAUCGGGAUUCUGAGGAUCUUAAGGAGCUCAUCAGACAACGCAAGGUGGCCUCAGACCCUGUGCUUAGGGCCUCCCUGGCGUUGGAGAUCACUCAACAAAGGUGCCUGGACCAGGAGACUCACCGCAAAUCCAUCCUGGAACGGGCUCGCUCGGGCGAUUUUGCGGCCAUCUCCUACCUGAGACGGAGUGCGUCUCAAACCAAGGUCGCUGGUUCCUAUAUCCAGGCUCAAGGCGGCCUUGAGAAGGCCGCCGCAGAACUGCAGGAUUUCUAUCACCUGAAGUAUGAUUCCGGGGGAGUCGGUGCGGAUCCGGGUAAAGUCGCGGCCGUGCGGAACCGCCAUGCUGAUGUGCCUUGUACUCCCUUCACCAUGAAGGAGCUUGUGCAGGCUGCUGGUAAAAUUAAGAAGGGGACAUCCUCUGGGGAUGACGGUAUCCCUUAUGAGGCUAUCUACGCCUAUGCGGUUUCGGACCAUGGGCACAAACUUCUUGACCUCUUCAAUCGCUUCCUUUCCGGGACUCUUCCUCUGCCCAGCUCGUGGCGGGAGGGAAAUAUUGUCCUCCUCCCUAAGAUUCCCCAGCCCAAAGGGCCCUCUGAUCUCCGGCCUAUUGCUCUGACGUCCUGUCUGGCUAAGGUGUAUUCGCGCCUCCUCCUUAACCGUCUUGAGGACCGCUUUCCUCCUUUCGACGCCGGACAAUUCGGUGCUCGUAAAGGAGUGCAGACGGUAGAUGGAGUGGCGGCAGCGCACAUGACCAUGCGCCUGGCAGUUUCCCGCUACCGGCUUAGACCUGUCAUUGCGAAACUGGACGUGAAAGCAGCUUUUGAUAGUCUGAGCUUUGACGCUGUUCUAGAGUUUCUUCGACACACGCAGCCAGCACGAGAGGCGUGGCUCCUGUGGGAGCUCUGCGCUGGAUGCCAAGUGAAUAUGAAAUUAGGUGCUAAGGCCUGGUCUGGUACUCGAUUGGUUCUUGGCCCCUUGAUACGCACCUGGGAACAGCGUUGGCCAGAUUGGCGUUUGCCCUUCCUCCUGCUUUAUGCUGAUGAUGUCCUCUUGCUUGCGCCUUCUGCUGCUAGGCUGCAAACGAUGACACAGGAGGUUGUCAACCUGAUGGCCGCUUUAAACUUGCGAGUGAAUGUGGCUAAAUGCUCUGUGCUUGACACGGAAGAGGGGGUUGGCCACGGCAUUUUUCUCCGCGGUCAUUGCGCGCCCCUGAAAACGGAGUCAUCUCUUUUGUACCUGGGUGUACCACUACAGUUUGAUUUUACUCCCAUGACAUGCUUUGGCCGGGCCCUGAGCAGAUGCUCUAACACCUUCUUCGCCAUGCGGAACCUUGUUAAUUCAAGGUUUCUGCCCGCCAUCAAGAAGAUUCAGCUUUUCGACCUGUAUGUGACGUCGCGCUGGCUCUGGUGCAGUGGCCUGAUAUGGCCCACUAAGGUCUCCCUGAGAAGUCUGAAUUGUCACCAAACGACCUUGCUGCUAGGACUCCUAGGGUUCAGGGCUGAUUUCUUUGGAGAGUUCCUGCAUAAUGUUGUGGCCAAAAGACGCGCUGUCAAAUACGUUCUUCACGCGCUCAAGCUUGAGUCAUGGGAUCAGAAAUGGCUCAAGCAAGUCUGGCGCUACUGGGGUCAUGCUGCCAGGAACGCAGUUUCCACGCCUCUCAGGUUUCUGAUGCAUGAGUACGGAAACAUUGGACUUAUGGCAGGCAGGGCUGCGCCAGGAUGGGUCACGAAAAUCAUCCCCCGCAAGCUUCAGCUUGUUUUUGCGGAACUGCGAGAUCCCUGUCACCCGGCCCUGUGGGAAUCUGCGGCUCUCGACCGCCCCUUGUGGCAGAAGUUGCUGAUUCAUGGCGUGAGCACUGGGGAAAGGGCCCCCCCUCAACUGACUUCCUGGGGAGACAACUCCUCAUCGUUGAUGACUCCGAGGCGAUACUGA